Musca domestica (house fly) is the source of this 5850-nucleotide messenger RNA. RefSeq lists its product as uncharacterized. Lineage: Eukaryota; Metazoa; Arthropoda; Insecta; Diptera; Muscidae. The coding region runs from base 3952 to 5010 and encodes 352 amino acids. Gene Ontology annotation, biological process: DNA integration. Gene Ontology annotation, molecular function: nucleic acid binding. The transcript has 3 exons. The record is from RefSeq and is a predicted model, not a curated record.
UUGUCCUGCAACUUCAGCUUAAGCAAUUACCGAAGCUGAUUGACAUCACUGACAACUCCUCUACAAACUAUCUCCGAGGAGGUAGUGGUAUUUGAAUUGUCUGAGUUGUUGUUUUUGUUGCUCACCUCGAUACACUCAAAUAGUUGUAAAUGUACUAAAAAUGAGACAAGGGAUCCUCAGCGAUCACUUAGAACCUCUGCGUUCACUUGUCUGCAUUUGCAUAUGUAUUAGAAAUAGACAAGGGAUCCUCUGCGAUCACUUAGAACCUCUGCGUUCACUUGUCUUUGAGUAUCGAAAGCUUAAGCAUCAAGGCCUCUGUCGCCACUUCACAUACCAAAAGGAAUCAUCCACAGCACUUCCCCCCUCACAAUUUGCAUCAACCAUCCUCCACCAAUCUCAUCAAAACAUCAUAAAACAGUUAUGGCAUCGCAGGAACUUUUCCCAGAAGUUGUCUUGUCCGACUAUGAUGAUGCGGUGAUGUCCGACCGCGAGCUAGAAGCGGAAUUGAGGGCAACCAACCCAAAUAGUUCCGUUCCAGAUGGUGAUCCUGUGGUGGAACUUGUUCCGACCACCUCCGCUGCUGACAUCCGUGCGUCCAUUUCUGAGCCCUCCCAAACAGUGGCUACAGCAGCGCUUUCCCGUGUCAGACGCGCGCCUAUAAAUUCUAUGGUCCUGUGUCUGCUGUGCACCCAACCUCACGCGUUGCAGAAAUGUUCGGUAUUCCGAAGGAUGGCGCUUGAAAAUCGUAUUCGGACUGUAACAUACCACCGUUGCUGCUAUAACUGUCUACGUCCGGACCAUGUAUCAAAAUUCUGCCAAAUUAGUCAAAGGUGCAAAUUUUGUACGAAGAAGCACCACACAUUAUUGCAUGAAGCUCCGCGUACGAAGAACUUGGACACGGCACAACGCACCCACAAAUCCAUUGUUCCGCGAGGUACGUUUCCAGUACCACCGAGACACGUUUUACCCACAUUGAUGUUACCGAUAGGUCGCAUAAUGUCCCUGUUCCCCACUGUUGUUGUUCGUCUCUGUUUGCCUAAGUCAACCGUUGCGGUACGGGCAUUAUUAGAUCCUUGUUGUCCCGUAAGUCAAGUCUGUGUGUCACUUGUUAAUGAUCUUCGUUGGCCUACCACGUCAGUUAAUCAUAUGACUUACGCGGAUUUUAUGAUUAUGUCACGUUUUGAUCCGUCGCAGAGACAAUUUGUAACCGCUAGCGUCGCAAACAUAACACGUGGCGUGACACCUUCCUUUUCGGCUCCUCCUAACAUACGCGAUUCGUUUGUAGGUCUCGAAUUAGCAGAUCCUAAUUUUGAUCGCGCUGGUCCAAUCGCUAUGGUACUUGGGCCAGAAAUUUAUCAUAAAAUAGUAGAACCGCGCGUCAUUUCCAACCCUGGUCUUCCUACAGCAAUAUAUACUAAAUUUGGUUGGAUAAUAUCGGGUCCUGUGCCAUUAUAAUUGUAGUUUUCUUAAACUGUCACUUUUUGAAAAACAAAAAAAAAAAAAAAAAAUGUUAAAAUAUGAAUUAAAAUUAAUAAAAUGCUCAAAAUGAACUGAACUUACGUCAAACAUGUUUAUAUCAAUGUAUUUAUCUAAAUUUAUGAAUAUCUCUAGGUAUAUGUUGUUGAUUCAUAUGGAUAUAUGUAUCAAGGUGGGCGGCAAUGUAUAUGUUAGAUACGUUGUCCUGCAACUUCAGCUUAAGCAAUUACCGAAGCUGAUUGACAUCACUGACAACUCCUCUACAAACUAUCUCCGAGGAGGUAGUGGUAUUUGAAUUGUCUGAGUUGUUGUUUUUGUUGCUCACCUCGAUACACUCAAAUAGUUGUAAAUGUACUAAAAAUGAGACAAGGGAUCCUCAGCGAUCACUUAGAACCUCUGCGUUCACUUGUCUGCAUUUGCAUAUGUAUUAGAAAUAGACAAGGGAUCCUCUGCGAUCACUUAGAACCUCUGCGUUCACUUGUCUUUGACCAGCAAACUUAUUUGGAUUAAAAACUAAUCAUUUGUGUUUUUAUUUUGCUUUUUUAUACCUUUCAUAUCAACACCCAGUUUUACGUAUGUCUCCUCUUCAAGCAAUCACAACAAUAAGUUGAUGCAGGUACCGUACCUUUGAUUGGACAACAAUAGUUUCGUAUCACAAAUUACUGAUUUCGCUAGAUCCAUAAAUGUUAAAUAUAGCCGAGAAUUUUUAGCUAUCCAUUUUACAGCUAAAUAUAAUCCAAUAGUCAUCCAAAAUGCUAGCAUUUUUCCCUGCCCUUAACUUUUUUCUCAGGCGUGUCGAUUGGCUUCAAUUGUGUGAUCAGGAAAUUUUUUCUGUUUUUGGUUCAUUUGAACCCCUAAAUAUUUUACGAUCAUCCCAAAAGCAAGAGGCCCCCCUGCAUCUCCAAAUUUAGAGUCAUCUAUAUGAGUUGCUUGUCUACCAUAUUUGGCUAUAUUUGUCAACGAAAUCAGCAUAAAAAAGCCAGAAGUUCGCCUUUUGAUUAUCGUAUGUCCCCAGAUUUUAUCAUAGAACUCACCCAAAAUUUCGUAGCCAAUUUGUUUUCAAUAGUAAAGUCAUUGAAUCUGCUGAAAUUUGUAGGGUAAAAACUCGUUUAAUUAUAUUAGCGCAAAAAGUUCACUAUGCCAAUGAGUACAAAUGCCUUCUCGAAAAGCGAUCCUUACCCUCUAAUAGUCCCCUGCUAUCUUUAAAUCCAGUUUUAGACGAAUUUGGUGUUAUGCGAUUGAAUGGACGUUUAGUAAAGUCUGCUACUUUGUCCUACGCAGAAAAAUAUCCAAUUAUUUUGCCGUAUUCGUGUCGUUUUACUCGCCUCCUUAUUGAUUUCACUCACUCUAAAUCAGUCCAUGGAGGAAACCAACUUAUGCUACGCCUCAUACGGAUGGAGUAUUGGAUACCUCGGGUAAAAAUCCUAAUUCGAACAGUGAUCAGUCGUUGUAAGGUUUGUUUGCUUGAAAAAAAUCGGGCAAGUCCUCCACUCAUGGCUGCACUUCCACCGGAAAGAACUUCAGUUAAUCGACCUUUCACUACCACUGGAGUGGACUUUGCGGGUCCGUUUGAUAUUAAGUCGUUUUCUGGUCGUGCCUGCCGCAUUUCCAAAGGGUACGUUUGCGUCUUUGUUUGUUUUGCAACCAAAGCGGUCCAUUUAGAAGCAGCGUCUGAUUUAUCAACUGCCACUUUUCUGGCUACAUUUCACCGAUUUAUAGGCCGCCGUGGCUGUCCAAAAUCACUAUUUUCUGAUAACGGAACCAAUUUUGUUGGGGCUUCUCGUAAAAUUGAACAGAACUUUAGAAUCUUUAUUCGUGAAUGUCGAGACACAGUUUGUUCAGCUUUAGGGUAUCAAGAACUUACUUGGCAGUUCAUACCUGCUGGGGCUCCCCACAUGGGUGGUCUUUGGGAAGCGGCUGUCAAAAGCUUUAAGUUGCAUUUUUAUCGUCACGCAAGAGCACUGUCGUAUACCUUCGAAGAGUUUUCAACAGUUUUGACCCGAAUCGAAGCUUGCUUGAAUUCUCGGCCUCUGUGUCCAAUGUCUGAUAACCCUGAUGAGUUAGUUGCGCUUACUCCUGGCCAUUUUCUUAUAGGCGCUCCUCUCCUCUCACCACCCGAACCCCUAAUUGAAGAAUCGACAUUGAGUUUAGUCAAUCGCUUUCGGAAACUAAAAGCUUUAACUCAUCAGUUUUGUGUAAGGUGGAAAGAAGAAUACUUGUUUAGUUUAAAUAAGCGCUACAAGUGGAAAUACCCUCAAAGAAACGUUGAGAUUAAUGAUUUAGUUGUAAUUCGGCAUGAAAAAUUGCCACCCACUUCUUGGAAACUAGGUCGUGUUGUUGGUAUUCAUCCCGGUGAUGAUGGUCAUGUUCGUGUAGUGGAUGUACGAACGGACCAGGGUAUUGUCAGGCGACCAGUCGUUAAGUUAGUCGUCUUACCACACUAAGCAUCCCAAAUUAACUCUCAUCCUUUGUGUGAUGUCGUGUUUAUUUGUAAUAGUUAUGGCAUCGCAGGAACUUUUCCCAGAAGUUGUCUUGUCCGACUAUGAUGAUGCGGUGAUGUCCGACCGCGAGCUAGAAGCGGAAUUGAGGGCAACCAACCCAAAUAGUUCCGUUCCAGAUGGUGAUCCUGUGGUGGAACUUGUUCCGACCACCUCCGCUGCUGACAUCCGUGCGUCCAUUUCUGAGCCCUCCCAAACAGUGGCUACAGCAGCGCUUUCCCGCGUCAGACGCGCGCCUAUAAAUUCUAUGGUCCUGUGUCUGCUGUGCACCCAACCUCACGCUUUGCAGAAAUGUUCGGUAUUCCGAAGGAUGGCGCUUGAAAAACGUAUUCGGACUGUAACAUACCACCGUUGCUGCUAUAACUGUCUACGUCCGGACCAUGUAUCAAAAUUCUGCCAAAUUAGUCAAAGGUGCAAAUUUUGUACGAAGAAGCACCACACAUUAUUGCAUGAAGCUCCGCGUACGAAGAACUUGGACACGGCACAACGCACCCACAAAUCCAUUGUUCCGCGAGGUACGUUUCCAGUACCACCGAGACACGUUUUACCCACAUUGAUGUUACCGAUAGGUCGCAUAAUGUCCCUGUUCCCCACUGUUGUUGUUCGUCUCUGUUUGCCUAAGUCAACCGUUGCGGUACGGGCAUUAUUAGAUCCUUGUUGUCCCGUAAGUCAAGUCUGUGUGUCACUUGUUAAUGAUCUUCGUUGGCCUACCACGUCAGUUAAUCAUAUGACUUACGCGGAUUUUAUGAUUAUGUCACGUUUUGAUCCGUCGCAGAGACAAUUUGUAACCGCUAGCGUCGCAAACAUAACACGUGGCGUGACACCUUCCUUUUCGGCUCCUCCUAACAUACGCGAUUCGUUUGUAGGUCUCGAAUUAGCAGAUCCUAAUUUUGAUCGCGCUGGUCCAAUCGCUAUGGUACUUGGGCCAGAAAUUUAUCAUAAAAUAGUAGAACCGCGCGUCAUUUCCAACCCUGGUCUUCCUACAGCAAUAUAUACUAAAUUUGGUUGGAUAAUAUCGGGUCCUGUGCCAUUAUAAUUGUAGUUUUCUUAAACUGUCACUUUUUGAAAAACAAAAAAAAAAAAAAAAAUGUUAAAAUAUGAAUUAAAAUUAAUAAAAUGCUCAAAAUGAACUGAACUUACGUCAAACAUGUUUAUAUCAAUGUAUUUAUCUAAAUUUAUGAAUAUCUCUAGGUAUAUGUUGUUGAUUCAUAUGGAUAUAUGUAUCAAGGUGGGCGGCAAUGUAUAUGUUAGAUACGUUGUCCUGCAACUUCAGCUUAAGCAAUUACCGAAGCUGAUUGACAUCACUGACAACUCCUCUACAAACUAUCUCCGAGGAGGUAGUGGUAUUUGAAUUGUCUGAGUUGUUGUUUUUGUUGCUCACCUCGAUACACUCAAAUAGUUGUAAAUGUACUAAAAAUGAGACAAGGGAUCCUCAGCGAUCACUUAGAACCUCUGCGUUCACUUGUCUGCAUUUGCAUAUGUAUUAGAAAUAGACAAGGGAUCCUCUGCGAUCACUUAGAACCUCUGCGUUCACUUGUCUUUGACCAGCAAACUUAUUUGGAUUAAAAACUAAUCAUUUGUGUUUUUAUUUUGCUUUUUUAUACCUUUCAUAUCAACACCCAGUUUUACGUAUGUCUCCUCUUCAAGCAAUCACAACAAUAAGUUGAUGCAGGUACCGUACCUUUGAUUGGACAACAAUAGUUUCGUAUCACAAAUUACUGAUUUCGCUAGAUCCAUAAAUGUUAAAUAUAGCCGAGAAUUUUUAGCUAUCCAUUUUACAGCUAAAUAUAAUCCAAUAGUCAUCCAAAAUGCUAGCAUUUUUCCCUGCCCUUAACUUUUUUCUCAGGCGUGUCGAUUGGCUUCAAUUGUGUGAUCA